CCUCGGCUCAGUGUUUUGUUCUUGAUUGGACCCGGAAGUGAGCUAGCGCCCCCUCUGAGCUAGCGGUUAGCUGUGGCUGUUUCCCUGCGCGAUGAAAACACGGAGGAACCGGGAAACACGACGUUAACUGUUAUGGUCCAGUAACCAACACGGGAGCCGGCGAACCUCAGUGAAACAACCCGCCCGCCUCGGCUGCUGUUGAGGCCGCUAGCCAGCUCGCUCGUCAGCCAUCUGGCAGGAACUGUCGCUAGCAUUAGCUUUAGCCGCAGGUGAACGUUAGCAGGCAGUGCCCCGGUGGUGAUGGCCGCGGCCCGGAGAGGAUGUGCGGUGGCCGGGCUUCUCCUCCUGCUGCUGCUGGCUGGAUGCAACGCGAGGAUACACAGGCUCACCCUCCGGAAUGAAAGUCGUUCCGCUGUCGACCUCAACAACUUCGGCUUCUUUGCCAACGGGACUCUGGACGUGAACCUGAUUUCCCUGCGCCUCCCCACCGACCAGCUGGUGAACUACAGCACCCACCCGGUGGGUUUCACCCUCUCCAGGUCCCGUGUGAAUGGAGUCCUGUCCUACACAGCAGAGGAGACAGAGAGAUGCCCGCUCACUACAGAAGAGUUGCCCAAUAAUGAGGAGCCUCUUAUUAUUUUCCUCAUCAAUAUCCACACCCUCAGUGUCACAGUGAAAGCUAUAGGUGAACAAGACAACAUCUUGACAGCCAGGCUAAAGUCUCCUGAGCCUAAAGAUCAGAGGAAGACCAGGCAGGCUCCUGAACCAGCUGUACCUGCAAUGAAUCCAGAUGUACCUGCAAUGAAUCCAGAUGUACCUGCAAUGAAUCCAGAUGAAACUGCAAAGAAACCAGAUGAAACUGCAAAGAAACCAGAUGAAACUGCAAAGAAGCCAGAUGACAAGACAUCUCAGGACAAAAUGGACAAGCCUGUGGAUCAGGAGAAGGAGGAGCAGACCGACUUGAAAGCACCAGAAGAAGCUCCAAAAGAGGAGGAAACUGGAAUCAAUCUGGGGAAGACCAAGCUACUGACUUUAGCUUUGGACAAAAUCAACGGCUCCUAUAACUUCAGUUUCCACAUGGUGAUUGGCCCGCUGGCGCAGGGGCUCUACAGCCUCAAAUUCCACUACUGCCAGAACAAGAUACCUGGGAUUAAACUGCCCUACUCAUUCACUGUGGAAGUGAAGGAGAAGAACCCCAGCGGCUACCUGUCGGCAGCAGAAAUCCCCCUGUCCCGUCUGUACAUCUGUAUGGCUGGAGUGUUCUUCACCGCUGCCAUGGUCUGGGUGUACACACUCAUGAAGCACAGGUACAGCGUGUUUAAGAUACACUGGCUGAUGGCAGCACUGGCCUUCACCAAGUCCACGUCAUUGGUUUUCCACAGUAUCAACUAUCACUUCAUCAACACUGAGGGGCAUCCAAUCGAAGGCUGGGCUGUCAUGUAUUACAUCACACACCUGCUCAAAGGGGCUCUCCUCUUCAUCACACUGGCACUGAUCGGCACCGGCUGGGCCUUCGUGAAAUACAUCCUGUCCGACAAGGAGAAGAAGAUCUUCAUGAUCGUCAUCCCCCUGCAGGUUCUGGCUAACGUUGCCUACAUCAUCAUCGAGUCGACAGAGGAAGGCUCCAGUGAAUACUACCUGUGGAAGGAGAUCCUCUUUCUUGUUGACCUCAUCUGCUGUGGAGCCAUUCUCUUCCCCGUUGUCUGGUCGAUCCGUCAUCUCCAGGAAGCUUCUAGCAUCGACGGCAAAGCUGCCAUGAAUUUGGAGAAGCUCAAGCUCUUCCGGCAUUACUAUGUGAUGAUCGUGUGUUACAUCUACUUUACGAGGAUCAUAGCGAUUCUGCUCAAGGUCACCAUGCCUUUCCAGUGGCAGUGGUGCUACGAGUUUCUGGUAGAAGUGUCCACUCUGAUCUUUUUCGUGUUGACGGGCUACAAGUUCCGACCGGCAUCCAACAACCCGUACCUCCAGCUUCCCCAGGACGAGGAGGACAACGAGAUGGAUGAAGUAGUGACUGAGUCUGGGGCUCUGGAGGGGAUUUCCAAAGUGAAGAAGACGUCGAACGGGCGCGAACGCCAGAGAGAGUCCACCUUGUGAGCGGGACGCCGCAUCUGUUGGAUGGACCCACUGAACACAUCCCCCCCGGCCAGCCUGGUUUGAAGGGAUGCACAUGGACCAAGGCGCUCCACCCACGUUGACAGCGAUCACUUUGAAACUCCUGCGGUGUGGCAAGAGUUUUUAAAUUAAAAAAAAGGGGCCGUGCUUCCAGAGAGGAGACGCGUCCACUGUCUGGCUAUGCAAAGAAAAGAAAAAAAAUCAUACAAAACAAACAAAAAAAGACUUAACUCUCUGAACGGUUUCAUGAGGAGACGAGCUCCUGCCACAUGAGGAGAUAUGGAAAUGAGCUGUGAUGUUAUUUACUGUUUCCAUCUCUCUUCCUCGCCUUUCUCUCUGUAUUCCCCCCCCCUUUCUCUAUCUCUCCCCAAAGAUAACUAUCAUUUUAGAGAGAGACUUGCUUUCAGGUGUGUUUGUAUUGGCUAUUUAAAAGGUACUUUACCUGUUCGUGUGUGCUGUGAGUUCACGUGUGUGACUGUGGGACGACGCAGGAUUUGAACACAACCAUUCUUUUUGGAGACAAUAGCCCGAAACUCAGGUAACAGGCUAAUCAGUAUAUAGUUAAAACAUACAUCUUGUUCCCCCACAUAUCCACACACUCCGUAGUGUCCCAUCAGUCAUUAUACGGCUUCACCACCACACUACUGUAUGUUACGUUUUUAUAUAUUUGAUUUGUAUAUUGAAAUAUAUAUUGAAGGAUGAAAGAUGUUGUAUAUUUCAAUAUAUGGACUUAUUGCAUAUUGAAAGGUUCUGUUUCAGUAUUAUUGUUUAAGUCCUUCACGUGGACCGCUGCUGUAAAUUAGUGCUUUAGUGGUUGAGGUCGACUGGACGUGUGUGGACCUUGGAUCAGUUUCUUAAAUAACCAGAGCAGUGGCCCUUCCUCUGUUCAGCCACAGCCUUGUUUUCUUUUAAUGUUUGGCCGUUCUGUGCCGAUCUGGGCAGAGAGGGAACCUAACUGAUCAUUUUUGAUUUGAUUUUGAUAUUUUAUUUUUUUUUGCUCUUGAUGUGAAGCUUGUUUUAUUAAUUAUUGACGACUUAUUGGUUCGUGAAAGAUCAGAAAACGUGUGCAGCCGGGGGAGGGUAGAUGGCCAUGUGUAAAUAAUUUACAAGAGACUUGUUGAUACAAAAGCAGGCACAUAACACUUUGGUAAGAACUGCAUAGAGACGCUUUAUAGACAGAGUUUUUGAUUCCUUUUAACAGACGGCGGGGUGGGUAGGGAACUGGAGGAAUCUAUGAAAGACUACUGAGAUUUAACCACACUCACUCACUCACUCCUGAACAGGGGCGGGCGAGCUGCACAGUGCUCGCAGACUGUUCUCGUGUCUCCAGGCUCCCGAUGAUGAGACGUAACAAACCAAAUGAGACAAGGAGGUGUUGUGCUUGUACAGGAAGCUGUUUGUGUGAACUGUCACAAUAAAGCUGGUGUUCUGGAAAGAUCUCAAAUCAA
Molecule: messenger RNA, 3560 nt
Organism: Hippoglossus stenolepis (Pacific halibut)
Lineage: Eukaryota; Metazoa; Chordata; Actinopteri; Pleuronectiformes; Pleuronectidae
Product: protein GPR108
Exons: 18
Coding region: 301-2094 (597 amino acids)
Biological process (GO): transport
Cellular component (GO): membrane; Golgi apparatus
Source: RefSeq, a predicted model, not a curated record